Molecule: messenger RNA, 549 nt
Organism: Emiliania huxleyi CCMP1516
Lineage: Eukaryota; Haptophyta; Isochrysidales; Noelaerhabdaceae
Exons: 3
Coding region: 1-549 (182 amino acids)
Source: RefSeq, a predicted model, not a curated record
AUGCCAAAAGACACCUCGCAGCGCGCGAGACGUGACCGAAGCGGCGGCACGUCUCGGCGCCGCGAGAGCAGCCGCUCGAACGUGUUUGCGUCCAAGACGAGCUGCUUCCGCUGCAACACGCCCAAGCCGGGGACGGGCGGCGGGUACGGGUACGGAGGGAUGGGCGGCGGGAUGGGCGGCGGGUAUGGGAUGGGCGGCGGAGACACGCGGCCGGGCGAUUGGACCUGCACCUCGUGCGGCGUCAACGUCUUCGCCUCGAAGAAUGCCUGCUUCCGCUGCAACGCGCCAAAGCCGGCGGGGAUGGGGGGCGGCAUGGGCGGGUACGGCGGCGGCGGCUACGGCUACGGCGCGCCGCCCCCGCCCUAUGGCGGCGGCGGCUAUGGCGCCCCCCCUCCGUACGGAGGAGGCGGAGGCGGAGGAGGAGGGGGGGACACGCGGCCCGGCGACUGGACCUGCCCGUCCUGCAACUCGAACGUGUUUGCCUCGAAGAGCGCUUGCUUCCGCUGCGGCGCGCCCAAGCCGGCCGGCGGCGGAGGCGGCGGCUACUAA